AUGCAGGGGGAAGUGGUUGUCGACCUUCAGAAGAAGCUGACCAUGCAGAGCGAGAGAAUUGAAGCCCUCGAGGCAGAGCUCCAGGAGCUCAAAGACUUCAUGGCAGCGAUGGAGACGCAGACAGAAGCAGCCUGCACUCCGGUCGACCAAGCGGAAGCUGAAGAUGGUUCUGAGGCGGAGGCCAGCAGAGAUGACGAGGCAGCAUCGGCCGUUGCCAGGCUGCUACUGCAGCAUGUAUACUUGCAGGUAGACACGUGUCAGUGUGAAAGCAGUCCAGAAUUGAAGCUUGAGCAAGUGCAGGAGGUUCUUGAGACCCAUCCAGAAGUGAAGGUUGCCGAGCAAGUGCAGGAGGUUCUUGAGACCCACGAUAGGCCACAGCCGACGCGGUGGAAGUGCCUGUGGCGCUCAGGCAUGGACAUCCGGAGCCAUCCCCAAGUGCAGCGCUCCGGCAUCAUCGGCUUGCUGAAGUAUGGCCAGAUCUUUGAUGUAUUGGAGGAAAGGCCAGGCCGAGAGGGCACUGUGUUUUUGAAGCUGUGGGACGGCCCUGGCUGGGUCUUCAGCCAGAGCCGUUGUGGAACGUUUUGCAUCAAAGUCGUGGACGAGGCGUCUACGGAUGCCUGGAAGGACUGGCAAGGUCCAUCGCUUGCAGAGAAAUACGAGGGCCAAGGAGCCUGGAACACCAGCUCGAGCUGGCGAAGCCAGGACGAGAACGACCAAGAUUGGUCUAAGGCUGCUUGGGCAGAGCACCAGCACGAAGAAGCUUCGUGGAGUCAUUCGAGCGCUUGGGCAAGCUGGCGACGUUCCGGCGAGGGACGGUGCCAGGGAACCUGGUGCGACAAGCGCUGGGGGGACUCGCAGGAAGCCAGAUACCCAAGCUGGUAA
This is a messenger RNA of Symbiodinium pilosum, 882 nucleotides long. The record is from the annotation of a GenBank genome assembly. NCBI's taxonomy places the organism in Eukaryota, Dinophyceae, Suessiales, Symbiodiniaceae.